Molecule: messenger RNA, 3567 nt
Organism: Trachymyrmex septentrionalis
Lineage: Eukaryota; Metazoa; Arthropoda; Insecta; Hymenoptera; Formicidae
Product: A disintegrin and metalloproteinase with thrombospondin motifs 7-like
Exons: 18
Coding region: 38-3511 (1157 amino acids)
Biological process (GO): extracellular matrix organization; proteolysis
Cellular component (GO): extracellular matrix
Molecular function (GO): metalloendopeptidase activity
Source: RefSeq, a predicted model, not a curated record
GCACGUAUUGAAGCUGAUUUAGUACUCGCCAGUCAUAAUGAUCGUAUUCCUGGUACUUCUGACGCUUUUCGUCGCGACUAUUGAUGGCGGUCUGCUCGAAAAAUACACCAACGCGCCCGGAAAUGUAUAUCACGGUAGGUUUACCCGAGACAUCCAUGAGCCAGAGCUGUUGGUACCGAAGCGAGUGCUCGCAGAUGGUAGCUUCAGCACGUAUUCUCUACCGAAUUUCUAUAACCGCCGUGAGAUCAGCGAGCGCGGUAAGCGAUCCCUCGGGCCGACCGAUAAACUGCACCUGGUGCUACCCUUCAACCAGAUCGAUCACCACGUGGAGCUCAGCCCGUACCAUGAAUUCAUCUCGCCCGACAUGGUGGUGGAGACACGGGGCGCCGGUAUUAGCACUAAUCUCAACAAGGGCUUGAGAUUCAAAAAGGCGUCCGAUCAGCAGUGUCACUAUCGCGGUAUUGUUCGGGGCCACGCCAAUUCCCGAGCGGCUCUGUCUUUGUGCGACGGUGUGGCUGGCUACGUGCAAACUAAUCACGGACGGUACUUCAUCGAGCCAGUGUAUCAGGCGGAGCCCGAGUCCGACGGCCAACACGUUCACGUGGCUUACAAACGAGAUGCGCCGCACGAAAAGAAAGGGCAAACCGUGUCGAAAAGACAUUGCGGGACCAGCGACAACUGGGAGUCAGCGUGGGCGGAGCAGCUGGCUAAAAGGCAGAUGCGGCUAAUGGAAAGUAAUUCUCUUGGCGCGGACCGCAAUAUCACAGUAUCAACGGGAACGCACAGUAUACAUCGCUACAUCGAAGUUGGAUUAAUUGCCGAUCGAAGAUUCCUUGAUUUCCACAAUAACACUGAUUACGAGCAAUAUCUCUUGACCGUUAUGAACAUGGUCUCCGACUUUUACCACGACAGAUCCGUGGGGAAUCAAAUAGACGUCGUCUUAGUACGUGUGAUAUAUUUGGAGAAAGAAAAAGAAGAGAUAGAUUUACUCAUCAGUCCAGCUGCCGAGAAUACGUUGGAGAGUUUCGCCAAGUGGGCAGAGAAGAUGAAUCCAAAGGAUGACACACAUCCCAAUCAUUACGAUAUCGCGGUAUUGGUUACCAGGUAUGACAUUUGCUCGGAGGAAACCAAUUGCGACCUAAUGGGUCUGGCUCAUGUCGCUGCGGCCUGCGACUCGACGAAGGCUGCUUGCAUUAAUGAAGACAGUGGACUUCUGCUUGGUAUCGUGAUUGCCCACGAAGUUGGUCACGUAAUGGGUUGUUCUCAUGAUGAGCCCGAGACCAGCGGAUGUCCGUCGAAGGAUAUGGAUGAUAGCUACUUUAUUAUGUCUCCUAUCGUCUUUUUAUAUACCAUCCGAUGGUCGAGCUGCAGCAGGAAAUUUAUAACAGCUUUUCUUGAGAGCGGGCUGGGCGAAUGUUUAAAUGAUAAUCCAAGAACUCCCCCAGAGAAACUAAAAUAUCCUAACAUGUUGCCGGGUGCAAUGUACGACGCUGCCUUUCAAUGUGACAUGCAGUUCCCAGGCUCGAAAGUGUGCCCACAACCUCAAGCGAGCGGCUGCGAGAAUCUGUGGUGCUUGACCAACACAAGUUGCUACUCCCUGGGGUCGCCGAAGGCUGAUGGUACGAAGUGCGGUGAGAACAAGUGGUGCAUCCACAAGAAGUGCGUGGACGUGGGCACUCGGCCGGCCGCGGUGCACGGCGGAUGGGGCGAAUGGGGUCCCAUGGGUCCCUGCAGCAGGACCUGCGGCGGUGGUCUUAAGUACUCCGAGAGGGAAUGCGACCGACCGGUACCGGAAAACCGCGGCAGAUACUGCGUCGGCGAGAGAAGAAGGCUUUUCACCUGUAACACCGUGCCUUGCGACCCGACAAAACCGCCGUACCGUGCAGUACAGUGCUCGGAACACGACAACGAGGAGAUUCUGACGGACGGGCUUCAUCAAUGGAAGCCAUACAUGGACCCGAAAUUAGAACCCUGCGCGCUUUACUGCAUCAACGAGAAACAAACCUAUGUGAAGAUCUCGCCAACGGCGAAUGAUUCGACACCCUGCAAGGCUGGAACAAACUACAUGUGCAUCUCCGGAACGUGCAGGAGAGUUGGAUGCGAUUGGAUGAUAGACUCGUACGCAAUCGAAGAUAAAUGUGGCAUAUGUAAAGGCGAUGGAACCAAGUGUAGUCCGGUGGUGGGCGAAUUUACUGAAAUAGCGUCACAGAGCGCGUAUGUGAAGAUCGUGACAAUUCCGAAGGGAGCUCGAAGCGUGCAGGUUUCCGAGAGAAAACCCAGCGAGAACAUGCUAGCCGUGAAACUCGAAAAAGAUAAAACAUACUGCAUCAAUGGAGACAAUCGUGAGUUUAAGAGCGGAGAUUACGAGUGUGCUGGUACGAUGAUUAUCUACACGCAUCCGGAGCCGGACAAGGAAAUAGUGGAAAUGAAAGGCCCGAUAUCCGAAGAUAUCGAGAUACAAUAUGUAUUUUUCAAUCCUCGAGACAAUCCUGGAAUAGAUUACAAAUAUUACGUGAGUUCAACGAAUACAUCAUACACGCCCAAGUACAUGUGGGACUUCAUCGAGUGGUCAGAAUGCAGCGCUAAGUGCGACGGUGGCACAAUGAUAUCUGAGGCGUCCUGCAUAGAAGAACAGGGCGGGCGAGUGACACCGAACUUCUGCGACGGUAUACCGCGCCCGGAAGCAAAGAGCCGCAUCUGCAAUCAGGCCCCUUGUCCCGCAAAAUGGAGAGUGAGUCAAUGGAGUAAAUGCAAUGCUUGCGACGGGAAAAAGGGUAUGAGACAUCGCAAGGUUCAGUGCGUAAGGCCAGGUGCCAGGCCUGGGGAAGACGAUGUGCAAGCAAAUCUAGACGCGUGCAAAGGUCGUGUACCGAGGCAGAAAGAAGAAUGUAGAGGUACAAGACCCUGCAAAAUAAUGUGUCCUAAGAAAACACGACGGUCCGAUGAGAAGCGGGAGCUUAUCGAUGAGAAAGAGAAAGGGAGCUUGUCGCUAGGUGAUCAACGGAGAAUGAUCGACAGAUUGGUCGAUCUCGGUCUAGCUCGUUACUUGGAGAAGUCCCGCGACAAGUUGCGCGAUGACGACAGACUCGACGAAGAUAGGAGCGCUGCUCGAAAUUUCCGACAGGUCCUUUACGAUUGGGCGAUGACAAACGAGGACAAGCGUAAGCGCGCCUAUGACGCGGAAGGGAGAUUCACUACGCCGAAGCCGGGAUCCAUCAUUUUGGAUUCGGUACCCAUCGAGAACGUUGUACUGAUGGAGGCGCCGUACAUGGACGAGUCUCUUCAGACUAAUCUGUCGGACAAGGCGUUCCAAGAAUCCGGCGAUCUCGUCGGUGUUGGCAUCGACACGAGCAAGAAGAGGGUGUACAAGGGUGCUCAAGCGCUUGAACUUAUCCAACAGUUAGCCCGUCAUAAUGAAACAGCGAGUGCGCGCGAACGAAUUGUUUCUGUUAAUGCGAACAAAGCUCUCAAUUCAUCUCAGUCCGUCGACGACGCGGGAAGAAAGCGUUGAGCGAGAAAGAAAUUAAACGUUGCGAUAAAUGUACGCAUGUUAUCUUCGUUAUGUAU